UUCUCUCUCGCUCCGCUCCUUCGUCUUCGGCGGUGAUGCUAACGUCGGAGCCGCCUGCCUGGCCGUCCUGCCUGGGAUGGAUUUAGAAGAAUCUUUCCAAAUUGUCGGCGAGUUCGGACCUUACCAGAGGCGAGCGGUGACUGUUCUGGUUCUGACCCAGGUGUACAUGGCCUGUCAGUCCAUGCUCAUCGUUCUGGUUGGAUCGACUCCAGAGUACCGGACUGAGCAGCAGGACAUCGUUCCGUCCAGCCAGCAGCCAGCAGUCACCUUCACAGAAGACAUCGACUCCAUAGUGACUGAGUGGUUUCUGGUCAAGCAGCAGGCCUAUAAGGUCAGUCUCGCUGGAUCGCUCUUCUUCGCCGGGCUGCUGGUCGGGAACGUUGUUUUUGGGCCACUCUCCGACAAGAUUGGAAGAAGACCCGUUUACCUGACAGGUCUGUUUUUCGAGGUGAUCUUUGGCUAUGUGACCGCCUUGGCGCCCAGCUACGAGGUCUUCGCCGUGUCUCGCCUCUUGGUCGGGCUGAUGAAUGGUGGCAUCGGCCUCGUCUGCUUCGUCCUCACUCAGGAGUAUGUGGGCAAAUCCUACUGGGCCAUGACCGGCACAUUGGCCAGCAUGACAUUUGCGGUUGGCAUCGCCCUGUUUGGAGCUCUGGGUUACUUCAUCCGGCCUUGGAGGAACCUGGCCACGGCGGCCAACUCAUCCGGUGUCCUGUUCUUCCUGCUGUCUGUAACUCUUCCAGAGUCUCCUCGUUGGCUGUAUUCUCAGGGUCGGACAGAGCAGGCCGAAGAGGUUCUGCGCUACAUGGCGCUGAGGAACGGCAACGCUGCCAAACACCUGGUGCUGCAACGUGUUGGUGCCGCCAGAACUGGUAACCAUAGCAACAGGGGCACUAGUGUCCUGCAGCUGGCGAUCCAUCCAGUCCUCCGUCUGAGGACCAUGGUGCUCAUGUAUGUCUGGUAUGCCUGCAGUCUGGUUUACUACGGUUUGACUCUGGGGGCCAGCGAGACGUCUGGUAGUCGAUACCUUAACGUGGCCAUGUAUGGCCUGGUGGAGCUGCCAGCCUACCCACUCUGCAUUUACUUCAUCAACAAACACUGGGCUGGGAGGAGGAAAAGCAUGGCCUGUUUUCUGUGUCUGGCUGGUUUGGCCUGCCUCCUCACCAUGUUCAUCCCUGAAAACACUGGGACUUUGCUGAGUGUUACAUCUUUAGCACUUCUGGGAAAGCUGAUGGUCAGUGCAGCGUUCAACAUUGCCUAUGUUUACACCUCUGAACUCUACCCAACAGUCAUCAGAAACGCUGGUUUGGGAGUUUGUUCCAUGUCAUGCAGAGUUGGAGGAAUCCUUGCGCCAUUUGUUCCCUCCAUGCGGGCCCUCCACAGCUCCAUGCCCUUCACCGUGUUCUGUCUGAGUGGUCUGUCUGCCGGCUGUCUGGGUCUCCUGCUGCCUGAAACCCUCAACAGACCUGCAGCCGAAACUCUGGAGGAGCUCAGCAGCCCGACGCACAGCCGAGUGCUGGAGAGCAAGCCUCUCUUUUAUGAAGAUGACAAAUGGAAAUCAAACCAUGAAUGAAGCUGCCGGCUUCGUCUUCAUCACCGGAGUUCGUUCCUCGUGGAGCCGCUGCCUUGAAACUGUGAAUCGUCCCUUUGAUUGACUUAGAGGACGAGUUCGCUGGACGUUCCAAAUGGAGCAGAUGCCGACCGGCGCUCUGCCUGCAGGCCGAGGACGCCGCUGAGCGACUGGAAGGUUUCUCUUUUUACAGGAAAGCCACACAGUCCAUCUUCUACCUUCGUUGCAUUUCCUGACCGCUGCCGUGACGUUAGUGCCUUAUCUGGAGGUGGACAGCUGGAGGAGACAGGAAACGUGACUUACUUCACAUUCCAGAGAUGCUGGGAGGUUUGUAGGAGCCAUUUUUUAAAGCUUGACUCUCCCAGCAGCUCAACAGGCCAGUGUUUCACCUCACAUUCCCGUACAUCACGCAUCCUUUAAACACAUUCCUCCAGUUAUGUUUUUAGGACCACGCUGAAUGUUUGAUGCCAUAAAAUCAAGCUUUUACUGAAGCUGCUGACAACAAACACAAAUCCGACUGAAAUAACUGGGUAUAACAACAAACGGAUCACUAGAACAUGUUUUGGUUGGAUUUUUUUUAAUUUCUGAGCCCGUUAAAGGUUUAUAUUCAGAGUUAUUAACCCUGCUGAUCUCAGAACACCAUCACACAUCAUCCAGCAUCAUCUGAUACGUGACUUUUCCAGUUAUUCCAUAUUUUUGCAGCACAAACUGACGAUCAGAUUACUCUAACCUGCUGACUUUAACCCUCUAAACCUAAAGCAGUUUUUUUUUGUUGCUCCUGUCACAUUAUUCUUCACUUUAGGCUAAUUUUUCUCUCCAGUAUAAAGUCCUGCACCUGUAUGGAAACAGAACAACCGUGGCCAGAAUUAGAUAGAACUCAGAAAUAAGUAGGAUGUAGCUUUAAUCCCAUAAAUCUUAAAAAUGGAUAAAGCAAAAGGUUAAUUUCUGAUUACGUGUUUUACAAAAAUACGUGGAAUUAACAUGUCUGACAUUUUCCAAGCGCCCACAGGUGACACCCACAAUUUUUCUCAAUUUUUUUUUUUAACAGAUUUUACAGACUCUAGCUCGAGCAUAUGGUUCAUUUCAAGCACUUUUUAAACAUGAGACAUCUAGAUUAAAAGGUGUUUAAUUAAAUAUUGCAAUUUCAAGUGUAGGUUUGGUAAAUAUGCGUCACAAAUGAGCAGUUUGAAACCCUAUUUUUAAGUUUCCAACGGAUAAUCGAUGCUUUUUUAAAGGCCUUUCAAACCUGCUGUAGGGUUUCUGGGUUCAGAGGGUUAAACUGUAGAUGUUCAGAUGUUUCAGGGAAACCUAGAUUAUUAUUAUCUUUCUGAAUGUUUCAAGCUGCUUGAUUAAAUUUGAGGAGUUUCACAUGCAACUGUGGGAUGUUUAUUUUCUGUCGUCACAGGUUUUUGUGCGUUCAACAGCUGCUGCAUCUGGAUGUAAACUUCUAUGUCUAUACAUUGAUAUCUGAGAAAGAGGUGUCCUUUCUGUACUGCUGGGAGAGGUGCUGUGUAGUCAGUUAAAAUAAACUGGUUUGUGGGAGUCAUUGUCGGUAUGAUCUAAUUAAAAGAACCUCUGAUAAAUCACCAUGACUUCACACUAACAGAUAAUAGUCAAUCAAACCUUUGCAGAUUUUCAAUCAAACAUGCCAGAAUAAUUUAUUGUAAGUUUAAAAACACUCAAGAAGCAUUCUGCCUACUGUGCCUUCUUAUGUCGUCUUUUACUGUGACAAAGUUGUAAAAUAUCACAAAGAAAACUGCCGAUAUAUAUGAAUGGGGAUGUAAUUAAAGGUGUUGAAUGUUUUAUGGGCUGUUAUUUUGUAUGAUUCACAGUCCAUCUGUUGUAAAUAAACUAUGUACGGCGAUAUCUGUGGAAAAAUCUGUUUAUGUCAAAAACAGUAAAAGCCUGAAAACUU
Amphiprion ocellaris (clown anemonefish) is the source of this 3482-nucleotide messenger RNA. RefSeq names its product solute carrier family 22 member 15 (gene slc22a15). The record is from RefSeq and is a predicted model, not a curated record. Gene Ontology annotation, biological process: transmembrane transport. Lineage: Eukaryota; Metazoa; Chordata; Actinopteri; Pomacentridae. Gene Ontology annotation, molecular function: transmembrane transporter activity. Gene Ontology annotation, cellular component: membrane. Bases 77 to 1570 code for a protein of 497 amino acids. The transcript has 13 exons.